Salarias fasciatus (jewelled blenny) is the source of this 3460-nucleotide messenger RNA. RefSeq names its product serine/threonine-protein phosphatase 2A 55 kDa regulatory subunit B beta isoform. Bases 306 to 1646 code for a protein of 446 amino acids. The record is from RefSeq and is a predicted model, not a curated record. Gene Ontology annotation, molecular function: protein binding; protein phosphatase regulator activity. The transcript is spliced from 10 exons. NCBI's taxonomy places the organism in Eukaryota, Metazoa, Chordata, Actinopteri, Blenniiformes, Blenniidae. Gene Ontology annotation, cellular component: protein phosphatase type 2A complex.
CCGUGAGGACAGAACCGAGCCCCCGUCCUGCUCACGCGGCGGAGGGAACUACCGUCAGGGGAGGCGGAGGCGCGCUGACACCGAGCGCUGUUUGCUCCCCGGGCGGCGCGCACUUGUACCGGAGCCUGCCUGCCUGUCUGCGAAAAAAAGUGAUGCUGUCAUAGCCCCCUGCGCCGCGGACGGAGAGCCUCUUUCCCCUCCCGCACCUCCCCUGGAUCCUCUCUGGCUGGCUGUCGCGGCAGCAGUGCGGAUGUGGAGCCAGCAACGCAGCGCUCUUCAGCCGUCGGCAAGCACCGGAGAAGAAGAUGAAAUGUUUUUCCCGUUAUCUCCCGUACCUCUUCCGCCCUCCGAGCACUAUCCUGUCCUCCACUUGCCACACCGAAGCUGACAUUAUCUCAACGGUGGAGUUUAACUCAUCGGGGGAGCUGUUGGCCACCGGGGAUAAAGGAGGCAGAGUGGUUGUCUUCCAGAGGGAGCAGGAGAGUAAGAGCCAGCCCCAGCGUCGAGGGGAGUACAAUGUUUACAGCACAUUCCAGAGCCACGAGCCGGAGUUUGACUACUUGAAGAGUUUGGAAAUUGAGGAAAAGAUCAACAAGAUCAAAUGGCUUCCUCAGCAGAACGCGGCGUACUUCCUGCUCUCCACCAACGACAAGACAGUGAAGCUGUGGAAAAUCAGUGAGAGGGACAAGCGUCCGGAGGGCUACAACCUGAAGGAUGAGGACGGACGCAUCCGAGACCCGUCGACCAUCACGUCACUGCGGGUGCCGGUGCUGCAGCCGAUGGAUCUGAUGGUGGAGGCUACAGCCAGGCGCGUGUUCAGCAACGCCCACACCUACCACAUCAACUCCAUCUCCGUCAACUCCGACCUCCAGACCUACAUCUCCACCGACGACCUCCGGGUGAACCUGUGGAAUCUGGAGAUCACUGACCGCAGCUUCAACAUCGUCGACAUCAAACCGGCCAACAUGGAGGAGCUGACGGAAGUCAUCACCUCAGCGGAGUUUCAUCCCCAGCAGUGUCACACUUUUGCUUACAGUAGCAGCAAGGGCUCGAUACGUCUGUGUGACAUGAGGCAGGCCGCGCUCUGCGACAAGCAUUGUAAAUACUUCGAGGAACCAGAGGAUCCAUCCACCCGCUCUUUUUUCUCUGAAAUCAUCUCAUCCAUCUCAGAUGUGAAGUUCAGCCACAAUGGACGCUACCUGAUGACUAGGGACUACCUCACUGUCAAGGUGUGGGACCUUCAGAUGGAGAGCAAACCGCUGGAGACGUACCAGGUUCACGACUAUUUACGGGGGAAACUUUGUUCGUUAUACGAGAACGACUGCAUCUUUGACAAGUUCGAGUGCGUCUGGAACGGAUCAGACAGUGUCAUCAUGACAGGCUCUUACAACAACUUCUUCCGGAUGUUUGACCGGAAUACCAAACGCGAUGUCACGCUGGAAGCAUCCAGAGAAAACAGCAAACCCAGAGCUAUCCUGAAGCCGCGCAAGGUGUGUGUAGGUGGGAAGCGGCGUAAGGAUGAGAUCAGUGUGGACAGCCUGGACUUCAGCAAGAAGAUCCUUCACACGACGUGGCACCCACAUGAAAACAUCAUCGCCGUAGCUGCCACCAACAACCUCUACAUCUUUCAGGACAAGGUCAACUAACGGGCAGCCUGACCCUGGCGACCCCCGCCCCCACCCCGCCCCACCCCCACACACACACACACACACGGUGAGGGGAGGGGCUGCUGUCCUGAUUCCCCCCCUUGCUCUGCUGAGAAAAUGCAGAGUUGAGCAUCCAGUGACUGACGUGGGGAAGCGGACGGGCAAGAGAGAAUUUCGAAAAGCACUAACUGGAUACAACAAAUUAAGAAGACUCUCCGUACUUGAGAAUGGAUUUUCAUUCUGCAGUCUGACUUCUAAUUUAUUUUAUUCAGCCAGGCGGAUCCCUGAAGAAUUGAAUGCUGUGUGUUUAUGCAACACGGGGUUUGCUGCGUCGAUGGCGUGAUGUAGCACAACCUCUGGACCCUUGAAGAAAAAGGGCGGUUGUGGGGUUACUGAAAACAUAGCACACAAAACAGAACAGAGCUUACAUGGUGGCGGCCCCCCCGUGCCAUGUGGCAACAGUGCCCCCUCUCUUUCAGUCUGCCCAUGCUGCGUCGCAUGCCAUCAAGCCCACCGCCUCCGGCUGAGGUGAGAGUUUUGGACAGUGCAAACCCACUGCAGAAAAACAAAGAGACUGUUAACCUCUGACCCCAGAAACAGAGUUUUCUCUGCCUGUGAUCCAACACAGUCAGUCUUUCUAGUACCGGUUUUGUGUCUCCUUGGCGAGACUGCUGUAGUCAGUAAUGUGAAUGAAGCCCUUCCAGGCGGUGUCAAUGGUUUUAUUUAACGCUGUUGUUUUGUUGAGUCCUUCUCUCAGUCAAUGAGUCUGUUUAGAAGCUGUGGUGCCUUCUUUUGGUAUGUGGGGGUUCGAUGUAGUUGGACGGGAGGGAAGGGGGGGGUGGGACUGAAUAAAAGGCGGGAGUGUGAAUGUUACAAAUGAAAUGUUAACUUAGGAUUUUUUUCCUCUUUUUUUUUUCUUCCUUUAUUUUGCUAUAAACGAAAACACACACACAAAAGAAAUCUCCACCCAGGCCCCACGUGGGAUAAGUGCUUAAGGUGAUGUAGUCCAGAUUACAUGACAGCACAGGUUACGUGUUUGUGACUCAGGAGAGGACGCUGCGGUCUGUAAAAACGUUAUUGUUGCUCUUACGUUGCAGUAAGUCUGAUGUCACCAGUUUGCAAGAGACACGACGAAGCCUCAUUAUUUCUUUUUUUUUUAAUGCAAAACUCUGACAAAAAUACCGAAAUCCCCUGUAUUACUUUCGCCCUUAAUUUGGAUAGUACUGAAAAUGAUCUGUAGAUGGUAGAACCGUAAUCCUGUUAUGUUGUAAUACUGAACAUAAACCUAAGAUUUUUCUUGGCAUAACAAUGCUAGCGUAGCUCUUCCUGCAUGUGUUGGGUUUGAUUCUCAUGAAGCUGACAGCCUGCGAAUAGUUUUUUUUUUUUUCUCCAACAUCUACAGAUCGUCUGAGGCACUAUGCACUUGAAAUAUUUUUGCGUUUCUUUUAGAUAUCGUUACAUUGCCUGUCCGUGUUUCUCGUCUCGCUGAUGAUAGGCAACACAGAACAAUUGGCGGGAUGUGUCUCAGUACUUCGCUCCAGUCAGUCUGGAGACGCUGGCCUGUGUCGAAUUCGUUCUUUGAGCCGACUCCCACAAAACAAAGCGGUCAAAGGUCUAACCGAACUCUGUGAAAUCAGGGAAUAAUUAAGUGUUGAUUCCUUUUAAAACAGUAAUGUCUUCUAAACAACCUCCUUUGUGUCACUUCUAAUUGAAACAAACAAAAAAACUUUUAUAGCUCAGAAUGUAUUGAAAUGCAACAAAUUACCAUGCAGUCUUUAUGCUUACUGGACUUUCUUUGAAUAAAAAAAAAAAAA